This is a messenger RNA of Daphnia carinata, 4048 nucleotides long. RefSeq names its product bone morphogenetic protein 2-like. NCBI's taxonomy places the organism in Eukaryota, Metazoa, Arthropoda, Branchiopoda, Diplostraca, Daphniidae. Gene Ontology annotation, biological process: SMAD protein signal transduction; BMP signaling pathway. Bases 978 to 2390 code for a protein of 470 amino acids. Gene Ontology annotation, cellular component: extracellular region. Gene Ontology annotation, molecular function: cytokine activity; growth factor activity. The transcript has 4 exons. The record is from RefSeq and is a predicted model, not a curated record.
UUUUUGGCUACAACUUCUCUUCAAUCCCUGCCAGAAAGAAAGAAAGAAAGAAAAACAAAAAAAAAACACUCAAACAUUGAAAAGAAGAAGAAGAAAGAAGAGAACAAACAAAACAAAAACCAAAGUUUUUUCGUUGCUAUUUAAAAAGAAAACUGACGGAGUUUAAGAGAAUCGCCUAAGCCAAAAAAACAAACAAACAAAAACAAAACAAAAAAACUCUCGUUUUCCAACAGUUUGUGCGAGUUUUUUUGGUUUUUUUUGGUUUUUUUUCAGUUUGUUUCGACUGGAACACACAAGUUUUUGAGUUUUUGACGUCCUCAACUUGGUGGCUGUGAGCAGAAGCCAACAUUGAAUUUCUGCUACACCUGAACGUUUGUGCCCAAGUUCCAGUUUUUGACCCACCUUUUUUUUUUUUUUUUCCUUCGUUAUUUCGAAACAACAUUUUUUUUUGGAAACAAAAUUAUCCGACGUCCGUUUCGAAAAAAAUUUCGGAAAAACGAAAAAAAAAAAAGUGUUUCAUUUUUUUCCUUCUUCUUCUCGUUGCCAAGUGAUUUGUUUUUGUUUCAUUUUUCUGUGCGUGUUCUGAGGCGAAAAAAAAAAAAAAUUAGUUCGAACGGAUUUGUGUUUUGUGUGAAAGUUGAUACAAACCGUCGGCUAUCGUUGCGUUUUGAUUUCGUGUGGUUGUGCGUAAUAUCCAGUUUUUUUUUUGAAACCAACAACAACAAAACAACAAAAACUGAAAAAAAAAAAAAAAAAAAAAUUUCAUCAGAAAGUUCCGUGUCGACAACUUCAUCCGCCAAGUGACCCGCACUUCUCUUUUUCUUUUUUUUUUUUCCUUCCUUCCUCCUCUUCAUCUUCUCUCUCUCUUUUAAGAUAAAAACAAGAUAAAUACAAAGAGGGGGUGGGGGCCGGCCGUGGACAAAAAAAAAAACAAAACAUGCUAGACGACGGAAUAUGACCAAGGAUCAUAACCGACCAUGCGACGCCUGUCGGCCGGCGGAGUGCCUUUGCUACUCAUGUGCUACUUCUUGAGCGCGGCGUUGUGCUCCUCGUCGACCACCUCAUCAUCUUCUAGUUCUACCAGCAAUUGGAAAUCGAAUCGUCCAGCCACGUCAAUGACCGGUGAUAUCGGCGAGCGGGCGGAAGCGCUAGAAGGUAGCCUUUUAAAUAUGUUUGGACUUAAACGGAGACCGCGACCGGGCGCCGAGAAGCGGCAGAAGAUCGUCGUGCCGGAUUUUCUAGUUGAACUGUACAGACAACAGACCGGACUCGAGGUGGAUACCACCAACUUGAACCUGGCCGGCAAAUUGACCCAGACGGCCAACACAGUGCGCACAUUUUCCCAUCAAGAUUCAGAUUCAGAUUCAGAUGACGAAGCAACGACGGACAAUGCCGUCCUCUUGCGAUUCGACUUGACCAGCUUACCGGCCGAAGAGGACAUCAAGGCCGGCGAACUGCGACUCUACCGCUCGGCGGACGGCCUGCUGUCGUGGGAGGCCGAGCAGAGCCACCGGAUGAGAUCGGACCAUCCAUGGCGGGACAACCGGACGUCUGCGGCCGCAGACGGUCAAGAGCCGACGACGUUAGGGCGAGACAAGCGCAAGGAGGACAAGUGGCGGCGGAAGCAGCAGGUGCUGAUUCACGAGGUGGUGAGGCCGGCGCGCAACGGCGCCGAGCCCAUCCAUCGGCUGCUCGACAGCCGCAUGGUGGACGUGCGCGACGAAGGCUGGAUGACGUUCGACGUGCUGCCGGCUCUGCUCCGCUGGCGGCAGCAGCCCAAGCGCAACCACGGCCUCUGGCUGGAGAUGAAGCGGGUCAACGACGAGGCGCUGUCCGACAUUGAGCACUUCCACCUGCGCAAGCGCAGCAGGACGAGGAGGAGGAGGAGGCGAUCGGCCGCUGCCCCGCAAGGCCAGCAGCAGGAGAAAGACAAGGAGACGGAGGAGGACGACGAUCAGCUGGAUCUCCGGUGGGCUAGUCAGCAGCCGCUCUUGGUGACGUACUCUGACGACGGUAAAUCCCGAGUGCGGAGUAAACGAGCCGCCGAGAAGAAACACAAGCGGAAGGGCCGUCGGGACAAUUGCCGCCGCCAGUCGCUCUACGUCGACUUUAGCGACGUCGGAUGGAACGACUGGAUCGUCGCGCCGCCCGGUUACCACGCCUACUACUGCCAUGGCGACUGCCCGUUCCCUCUGCCCGACCACCUCAACACCACCAAUCACGCUAUCGUGCAGACGCUGGUGCAUUCGGUCAAUCCAGGCGCAGUGCCGCGCGCCUGCUGCGUACCGACCGAGCUCUCCUCCAUCUCCAUGCUCUACAUCGACGAAUACGACAAAGUCGUCCUCAAAAACUACCACGACAUGGUCGUCGAAGCUUGCGGCUGUCGUUGAAAGAAAAUCAAACAAACAAACAAACUCGCCGUCCGGAUGCCGAUUCGAAAACGGAAGAAAUCACGCGCCCCACCUUGUGCUCUACAAUUAUUUCACGAGUGCGGGAAAAAAAAGGGGUUUGUUUUUAUUUUUGUUGGCCUCAAUCGGAUGAGCUAAUUAUCCGAAGCAUCAAGAGGAAAACAUCAAUUUAAAGAAAACAAAACGAUACACCGUGAAAAAGAACGAAGAAACAUAUUUUUAACAAAAAAAAAAAAAAAAAAAAAAAAAAAAAGAAAAAAAAAAAAAGAAAAAAAAAAAGAAAACCGGAAGGAAAUGAAAUCUUCCGGUUUUUAUUAUCGCUCCGUCCCUCCCCCGCGUUCCGCCAACACUUAGUCAUCGUCGUGAUUUUUUUUAUCCUCACUCCUUCGCUAUUUUAAUUCCCCCCCCCCCCCUUUUUUUUUUUUUUUUUUUUUUUUUUUUUAAAGCAAUCACACACACACGUAUGGAAGAUAGGAAAAAAAAAAAAAUUAAUAAUGGAUGCAAAUUCGGAAGUGAAAAUGCGGCGAACACACACACACACACACACACACACACCAGUGUAUAAUUCCUUUUUGCUGGAUCUUGUUUUUCAAAAGACAAAUCUGUGCACCGAGACUUCCGCUCGAAGAAAACAAACAACAACAAAAAAAAAAAAACAAUGCCAAUUUCCGGAAGAAUCCCCUUUAUUUUUAUUUUCUUCCGGCUUGUGCGUUGUGUGCUUAAAAACGAACAAAAAAAAAAAAAAAAAAUUCAAAAAUUCCAACAACCUUCCCCUUCCCCCUUUUUUUAAAAAAUCCUCCCGACAAUUUACUUACCUACCUACUACUUCCAUUAUAUUUAUAUAUACAUAUAUUCUACCCCCCCCUCUCAAACCCCCUCUCCUCCCCCCCCUUUAUUUUCCCUUUUGUGCGUGUGCGUUCGUGUUUCAAUUUCUUUGUUUGUUUUUCAAAAAUAAGUGCGGUUACCCCAUUUAAAAAAUUGUCGAAACAUUGUGUGUGUGUGUGUGGGUGUGUAAUUUGUUUUUUUUUUUUUUUUUAGUAUAUUUUUGUUUGUUUAUUUUUUUCUCGCACCGCUAUCCGGAUGCGGAACAAAAGGAGGAUGUAAACAUAACAAAACAAAACAAAAAAAUAAUAAUAAGAAGGGAGGGAACUUGCGCGCUUAUUAUUACGGGAACGGCCAUUGGCCGUGUCAUCGUUUUUCUUUAUUUCAUUAUGUUUUGUGUGUCUUGAUUAUGUUCAAUAUGCGCGCGGCGUGUGUGUGUGUGUGUGUGUGUGUGUUUUUCUUCCCCGUGCGUUCGGCUUGUAUUUAAAAAGAAACCUGUAUCGCAAGUGUAUAUGUGUUUUUUAUGUGUGUGUGUGUGUGUGUGUGCUGUUGUUGUUGCUGUUUGAAACGACAAGCCCCUCAUAAGAGUUGAAGAGCAAACAAAACCCAGCGAUUAGACGAUGACCGAAGGGGGGGGGGGGGAAUGAAAAUGAUGCGGUUCAAAUCACGGAAUUUUUGUUGUGUGUGUGUGUGUGUGCGUGUGUUUUAUGUCUGCCCUGAUGAUGAUGAUGCCUCUAAAUAUUGUAGAUGAUGCAAACACUGCAUUUUGUACAAAAGACUAUUCCACUACUGCUGAUAUACUACAAACUACAAACAGA